GCGGCAUCAAUGUGUGACCUUGAAUUUGGCAAUGACAAGGCAAAAGAACAAAGAGAAGGUAGCUUGUGGCGAGCGUCCUGGUAUGAGCAGUUCAUGCAGCCCUGUCUGGUUGAACUGCUGGGCUCUGCUCUCUUCAUCUUCAUUGGGUGCCUGUCGGUCAUCGAAAAUGGAAUGGAUACUGGGCUGCUGCAGCCGGCCCUGGCCCAUGGGCUGUCUUUGGGCCUUAUCAUCGCCACGCUGGGGAACAUCAGUGGUGGUCACUUUAACCCUGCAGUGUCCCUGGCGGCCAUGCUGAUUGGAGGCCUCAACCUGAUGAUGCUCCUUCCUUACUGGAUAUCCCAGCUGUGUGGGGGGCUGAUUGGGGCUGCCUUGGCCAAGGUGGUGAGUCCUGAGGAGAGGUUUUGGAAUGCAUCCGGGGCGGCCUUUGUAACAGUCCAGGAGUCUGGGCAGGUGGCAGGGGCAGUGGUGGCAGAGAUCAUCCUGACAGCCCUGCUGAUACUGUCUGUGUGCAUGGGUGCCAUCAACGAGAGGACCCAGAGCCCGUUGGCCCCCUUCUCCAUUGGCUUCUCUGUCACUGUGGAUAUCCUGGCAGGGGGUGCUGUGUCUGGAGCCUGCAUGAAUCCUGCCCGUGCCUUUGGACCUGCUGUGAUGGCCAACCACUGGGACUUCCACUGGAUCUACUGGCUGGGCCCGUUCCUGGCUGCCCUGCUUGUAGGAGUGCUCAUCAGGGCCAGUGAAGCUGAACCAGUGGAAUUCCUGCUGCCCCAGGUGCCCUCAGCUGACCCAUCCUGGACUGCAGACAGGUCAACCUCUGCAUUUUCUGCUAAGGCAGAAGCCCAGAGGAGCAACUGGCUUGCUUCCUCUGACUUCGGCCUGACUUCUCAGACUGCUGCUAAGUUGCUUAUGCUCAAAUUCCUUCGUGCUCAUCAGAAACCAUAG
Molecule: messenger RNA, 939 nt
Organism: Choloepus didactylus (southern two-toed sloth)
Lineage: Eukaryota; Metazoa; Chordata; Mammalia; Pilosa; Megalonychidae
Gene: AQP8
Product: aquaporin 8
Exons: 5
Coding region: 10-939 (309 amino acids)
Biological process (GO): water transport; transmembrane transport
Cellular component (GO): plasma membrane
Molecular function (GO): water channel activity
Source: RefSeq, a predicted model, not a curated record